This is a messenger RNA of Closterium sp. Naga37s-1, 918 nucleotides long. The record is from the annotation of a GenBank genome assembly. NCBI's taxonomy places the organism in Eukaryota, Viridiplantae, Streptophyta, Zygnematophyceae, Desmidiales, Closteriaceae.
AUGACGCGGGACUCUGGCGAGGAGCAGGACAAGGGCAUGUCCCCCUCCGAGGAUGAAGUUGACGCCGACGAGGACGCCGAUGACGACGAGGAUGCUCCCGAAGAGGCCCAGCCUGCGUCCCCGGCUCCUCGUCGCGGCCGUGCGUCUGCCGCUGCGGGAACCAAGACUGCUGCUAAGGGCGGGGAACCUCCGCGUGCCGCUGCCAAGACCCGUAACUUGCAUCCUGUUAAGCGGAGCGUGUGGUCCCCCCGCGAGAACACAAUCUUCGUGGCUGCGCGUUGGUUCAUGAAGGACGAGCUCGGGCCCCUCCUCGGGAAGCAGGGCUCUCAGUACUUGGCCCGCCUCGCGCGUCACCUCGAGAAGGAGAAUCCCGGUUGGGUGCGCGGUGUAAACGCGCUUCAGAAGCAGUGGCGCAAUCUUGUGAACAUGUACAAGCAGAUCAAGAAGGGGGAAAAGGUGAGCGGCAAGGGUGCCGUGUGCAAGCCCCACUGGUACCCGUACAUGGCGCUUUUCCAGAACAACAAGGCGGUGGGCAACCCUGACGCCGUCGACGGUGGCGGUGCGGCACACGGAACUCCUACAUCGAAGCGCCCACGUGUGGCAGAGACGGCGACGAUGGCCACUGCAAAGCUGGUGUGCGAGACGAUCAAAGGCUGCCACUCAGACGCCAUGAGCAGGCUCGAAGGCCUCGUCCGCGCGUGGAUGGAUCAGGACGCGCGUAUUGCUCGGGAACGCGUGCAGCAGCCCGCACCCUCCCCGCAUGUCCGCGACGACAUCCCUGCCCACGCGGACAACAUGACCGACUCGCACGCCGCCGAAGGCGGCGACGACGGCUGGCUUCGUCGCGGGCAGGCGGGCGAAGACCCCUCUAACCCAGAUGCGGGUGAGGAGGUGUGGGUCCGCGGCGCCGCCGAGUGA